AAAAAGCAAAGGGGAAAUUCUGGGGAGCCUUCUUCACUCAAUUGGAAUUCCCAAAUUGCAAAAAACCCUAACCAAAGCUGAUCCAAUGGAGGAUGUUGAAGCAGUGGAGGAAGGACUUCGUAGCAGGCGAAAGUUUGUUCAGUCGACGCUGUUUCCGAACAGUGCGAAGCAGAUUCCAGUUAAAGGAGGAGCUGAGGAAGCUGAAGAAAAGAGAGUAGAUGAAGAAGAAGAAGAUGAGGAGGAAGAGUGGUGUGCGAGCCAAGAAAAUGGGAAUAAGACGAAAGGAAAACAGAGAAAGAAGAGAAAUUCCAAGGCAACAACGCCGCAGACUAACUCAAGAUCUUCUAAGAAGGUUGCUCUAAACGGUAGAGAAACUUCAAGCAAGGAAAUGCCUGAUGGAGACUCUUCAGUUGUUGUCAAAAAUGAUUUCUUUCUAAAGCUUUCAGAGAGAAAGAAUCAGAAAAGACAGCAAAAUGAGCAGCUAUACACUGAGUCACCUGAAAAGAUCCAAACAUCUUGCUCACCUCCUGAGUUUGCUGCAAAUAAGAGGACUCCUCGGUCGAAGAAGAAGCUUGCUAGAUCAACACCAGAGAAACGCCAACUGGAUAUUAAAGCAAGAAAAAACAUGCUGAUCAGUGGAUCGAUGGAAGCAUGUUUGGUUCCACGCAACCUUAUGGAGGAUGAAUCAAUGUUACACUCAAUUCCUGAUCUCCGAAUGGAGGCUAAAAAGACAGCUGAGGAGGAUUCCCGCAGAUAUGCAGGAAAACAAAUACAUCCUUUUUUUCAAUCCUUGAAAAUGGGUAAGAAGAGCCAAGAAGUGGUUGAUGUGGAGAGUAACUGGUAUUCUUCUGAGGGAGAGGGAAAAAGCCUUACUUUCAGCCCUAUUCAUGUAUUUGAAAUAGUUACGGAGGAUGAAACUGCCUUUGAUUGGGGUCACUGGAUCUUUUCUGAAGCUUGUUUUCUCGAUGCUGAUGUUGUGCUAGAAUGUGGAAGCUCUCCACUCUCUGAAGGUUCCACCACCUCUCUACAAUUUGAUAGCUUUUCUUGCAUCUCUGAUCCGAAGAGAACAUUGUCACAACUAAACAAGAUGGCACUGAAUCAACAUGCUAUUCCACAAGAUGAAGUGGUCUCUGAUCAUUCGUCUAGAGAAACAAAAUUAUAUCAUCCAGCAUUAUCUGUAGUUGCUGAGGAACAAAUCAGCCACUCUGAGCAGCUAAAGAAUGUGGGAGUGGCAAAUGUAGUGGACUCCCUCCAAAAUAACCUUAGCAGUUCAGAUACCAAGAAGCAAGGUCAAUUUCUUCAAGAAAGGAUAGUGUUUGACUAUCAGAACUGUCCCAGUCAGCCUAAAAGUUGUCUGUGGACUAACAAAUAUCAGCCGGAGAGAGCUUUUCAGGUGUGUGGUAAUAGCAAGCCAGUGAAACUUUUAAGUGAUUGGCUGCAUCUUUGGCAUGAAAAAGCUUCUCGCACAAGCAAGUCAAGCAUUCAGAGUGAUUGUGAUACUCUUCAAGACUUCUCCGACAGCCUUUAUGAAAGUGAAGCUGACUCUUCAAAUGAAGAGCGGCUGAAGAAUGUCCUGCUGGUAUCUGGACCAGUUGGGAGCGGAAAGUCGGCUGCAAUUUAUGCCUGUGCCAAAGAACAGGGAUUUCAAGUGAUUGAGGUUAAUGCAUCAGAUUGGCGAAACGGAGCUCUUGUAAAACAGAGAUUUGGGGAGGCUGUAGAAUCCCACUGGCUUCAACGGAUGCAAAAAGAUCCAGUGUAUUUGGAGGACAAACUAGUGUCUGGCGGUGGAGUUAUUGAAGCGAUACCUUUGUCUGAUGAGGAAAAUGCUCCAAAUGCCACUGGAGUACAAAGAAAACAAGUCUUCAGGGAGGAGAUAACUGCUAAUUAUCAGGGUGAAACUAAGACUCUAAUUCUUUUUGAGGAUGUGGAUACCGCUCUUUGUGAAGACCGUGGUUUUGUCUCUACCAUUCAACAGCUUGCAGAGACUGCAAAGCGGCCCAUGAUAUUAACUAGCAACAGUGACAAUCCGGUGCUCCCAAAUAAUUUAGAUAGGCUACACGUGUGCUUUAUGAGGCCAUCUUUGGAGGAGCUCCUUGGACUUGUGCACAUGGUAUGUGCUGGAGAACAAGUUAAAAUUCACCCAAUGCUAGUAGAGCGGUUUGUAGAUCAUUGCCAUGGAGAUAUUCGUAAAACUAUUAUGUAUCUCCAGUUCUGGUGUCAAGGCCAAACUUUGGAGAAAGGUGAUGACCUGAAGCUAAGAUAUUGUCCUCUUCAGUUUGAUCUAGAUGCUGGUCAUCUGCUACUACCGAAAAUUAUCCCUUGCGAUGAUUUCCCAACUCCACUAUCAGAACUUGUGGAUGAGGAGAUAACUAAGUCGAUGAGAGUAGAAGAAGAUAGCUGCUUGAUGAACGAGAUAGCUGAGGAAGAUGAGCUAUACAAUAUUACUGGAAAGAACAAUUCUAGGAAUCACGAUAUGGGUGCAAACAAUGUUAAUGGAAAAAAGGAUGCAAUGUUGAGCUUGCUCUACUCAUUUCAGGAUCACAAUGAGUGUACUAUAUUUGGUACUACCUCAGAAUUUUCUGAUGCCUCUGAAUCACCAAUUGCAUUCACUCGAAGAAAUACGCUGAGAAAACUUGAUAGAGUCAUGUCUUCAGAUUCUGAGGAGGAAUGCAGCAGAGUUCCCUUGUCUUUAGAUCAACCUGAUACCAUAAAUGAAGAGAUUGAAACAGCAUGCAGUUCUCCCUCCCAUUUUUCUGCUACUGAAAUCUCCUGCAGUUUAUUGACAGAGAAUUUUCAUUUCAAAGCUAAAAGGUUGAAAAGAAAUUAUUUGGAGACAACUGAUUAUUCUACUGUGAAUGUCGUAAGUAAGUCUGUGAACAUUUCAUGUGUGCCAGAGUCAUCAUUCAUCCCUGAGACUCUGCUUACUACUGAUUCAGAAUUAAUUUCAAAUACGGAGUCAUAUAAUGAUAUUGAUGUCAAAGUUGAGGCUGAUUAUUGUAGCAAUCUGUCCCUUCCAAGUAUGUAUCCACUCAAGGUUGAGAAACUUGAUGAAACUGUUCUUCUAUCUUCCAAGUAUCAGGAGUUGCAGGGUUGUAGUUCUGAUAGAAUAACAAAAUCAAUUCCUGGUGAGGUUGGUAGUUCUGAUAGAAUAACAAAAUCAAUUCCUGGAGAGGUCGUAGAGCAUUUCAACGGACAAUGCAUGGAGGAUGUUCCAAGUGGAUAUCGGUUGUUGGAUGAGUGUAGCCGCAUGGACUUCAAUAAAAAUUCUACAUCCUCUAAGACUAUUGUGCAGCUUAACCUGAAUACUUCUGUUCAGGAAACAUGGAGAAGACUUCGUGAAGGUUGCCUAGACCUGAAACAGUAUAUCACCCCAGAGCAGAAAGAAUCUUCUCAGAUUCUUAAUGUUGCUCAUGAAAUGAGUGAUUUGAUUUCAGUGCUGACAAAAUCAAUUCCUGCUGAGGUUGGUAUUUCUGAUAGAAUAACAAAAUCAAUUCCUGGUGAGGUUGGUAGUUCUGAUGGAAUAACAAAAUCAAUUCCUGGAGAGGUCGUAGAGCAUUUCAACGGACAAUGCAUGGAGGAUGUUCCAAGUGGAUAUCGGUUGUUGGAUGAGUGUAGCCGCAUGGACUUCAAUAAAAAUUCUACAUCCUCUAAGACUAUUGUGCAGCUUAACCUGAAUACUUCUGUUCAGGAAACAUGGAGAAGACUUCGUGAAGGUUGCCUAGACCUGAAACAGUAUAUCACCCCAGAGCAGAAAGAAUCUUCUCAGAUUCUUAAUGUUGCUCAUGAAAUGAGUGAUUUGAUUUCAGUGGCUGAUUUAUUACUUACUGAUUGCAAACACCUCCUACCUGAUUCUCUGGAGGCUUCAAUGAUCCCUAUCAAAGAAUCUCAUUCGUACAAUUGGCAUGAUGACCAGUUGAAGAUGUUUUCAAUUUUCGCUCAACAUGGAGUUUGCUGUUUUGCGAAAGAAAUUACUUCUCUCAGACCGAGCACCUCAUCUGUGCAUGAGGUGGACUUGACCUGGGAGAUGUUGACAUCCACAAACAGUACAAUGGCACUGGGAAAGAUGGUUGGACAGAGUAGGGGAAAACAUGAGGGCUUGCAUUUAAGGCUACCGAAAAUUUGUCAUUCCUUCAGAAGCAAAGUGGACCCUAAUGCAUACAACUUACUUCAGUCUGUUGUUCCAUUGCGCUCACACAUUGCAAUGAAAGGUGAUUCAUUUCAUGAAUAUCUGUCUUCAUUGAGCCAAAUCUCAAGAUUUGGAAUCACUGGGUUAUCAGAAAGCAUUGAUAGGAGAAGACAGAGAAGGGCACGUGCUGGUCAACACUACCUUAGUUCUGGUAGAUUAGGUUUGUCUCAAGAUGAUAUCUCAUUACUGGGCCAAUAUAAUUGCUACCAGAAAGAUCUACCAGGGUCAGAGACUUGAUGUAUAUAAUUUUAGAGAUGGAUCCCCCACCACCACAAAUGAAAUGGGAGAGGGAUGCAAUGUAUAAUCAAUUGUUGUUUAUGGUAAUAGCCACGGCCAGGCAGCAGUUUAGUUUGCCUGAAACCAUGGACGUCAAAGAUAACAGUUAGGAAUAGGCACACUAACUUAACUGGAGAUGUAGUUCAGUUAUUCCUUCAUUUGAUAUCAUACAUAGUCAUGUACCCUGUCAAAACUAUACAGUUUUACAGUUGGUAAAUUCAAAAUAAAAUGUUGGGGAAAAAAGGUUU
Messenger RNA from Solanum tuberosum (potato), 4710 nucleotides. RefSeq lists its product as uncharacterized. The record is from RefSeq and is a predicted model, not a curated record. Gene Ontology annotation, biological process: DNA repair; mitotic DNA replication checkpoint signaling; DNA damage checkpoint signaling. Gene Ontology annotation, molecular function: DNA clamp loader activity; ATP hydrolysis activity; ATP binding. NCBI's taxonomy places the organism in Eukaryota, Viridiplantae, Streptophyta, Magnoliopsida, Solanales, Solanaceae.